GCAAGUGCCACGGCCUUCAAGAGUUCGACACCAGACGCGUGCGAAGAGCACAGCGUCUUGGAACCCCGUCGUUGCCAGCAAGCCUGACCCGCGGGUCUGUCAGUUCGAGGCAUGGCUGAUACAGUUGUCGACAUUUUAAGCAAAGCGAACAGCGCCUUCGUUGACGAAAACUACGCCGACGCGCUGAACCUUUACAACAAGGCAGCCCAAAUAGACUUGGGCAACAGUGAAGUCUACGUUAAGAGGUCUCACACCCAUUUCAAACUUGAAAACUGGGAAGCCGUAGUCUCAGAUGUGGACAAAGCUUUCGAGCUUGGUUGUGAAAAGAAUGCCAAGCUUCACUUCAGGAAAGGACUGGCAUUGUUUCAUCUGGACAAAUAUCAGGAAGCCAAAGAAGUUCUGGAGGAAGGAUCGCGCCUAGGUGGCGGUGAUGCAGAUUUUGGCGUGUGGAUUGAAAAGUGCUCGGCUGAGAUGAAGCUUCUCGAGGAAGCCAAGCAAGCUGUUGUGAUGCCACCUGCACCUGCAAAGACUCGUUACGAAUGGUACCAGACAGAGAGGUACAUCAUCAUCACAAUAUUUGCGAAGAACCGUAAGGAAGAGGACGUGAAAGCAGAAUUUACCGACACAACGGUGAACAUCACAGUGAAGCUUCCUUGUGGGGACGACUACGAGCUUUUCCUGAACCUUGCACACCCCAUCCAUGCAGACCGCACUGUCGUCAAGUGUUACCAGACAAAAGUCGACAUCAGGGCUCAGAAGCGGGAAGGAAUCAAGUGGACCACCUUAGAGUUCGACAGUAGUGCAGCUGAUGUUCCUGAGCCCAUGAUGUUUUCCGUGCCAGAGGCCGCUAGUGUUGAGAGGGCACCUCCAGUGUUCCAAGCCAAAGACUGGGACAACAUUGUCAAGGAGAAUGAAAAUGACAAGGAAGAGGGCGAUGCAGCUCUCAAUUCUUUGUUCCAGAAAAUUUAUGCUGAAGGCUCGGAUGACGUAAGGAGGGCCAUGAACAAGUCAUUUUUUGAGUCUGGAGGAACUGUACUGAGCACAAACUGGGAAGAAAUUGCCGCCAAGACCACUCCCAUCAAGCCACCCGAUGGGAUGGAGUACCGCAAGUGGACGGAGUGAAUCAUCUUUGGUGUUCAGUUGUGCCAUGAAGAAAGAGCAGCCGCUAGAAAAGCCCAUCAGUCUGCAGCUCAAGUAAUUUAUGAUGUGGCUGGUUCGCACAUGUAAUAUAAAUUCUACCAGUUUUGUUUAGUGUCUUUUCACUUGUCUUUUAAUAAAGUUUGAGUUUCUGUUUGCCUUGUA
This is a messenger RNA of Rhipicephalus microplus (southern cattle tick), 1302 nucleotides long. RefSeq names its product suppressor of G2 allele of skp1 (gene Sgt1). Gene Ontology annotation, molecular function: protein-folding chaperone binding. The record is from RefSeq and is a predicted model, not a curated record. Lineage: Eukaryota; Metazoa; Arthropoda; Arachnida; Ixodida; Ixodidae.